CUGUCUCUCUACAAGGGGUGCUGGAGGCAUGGGGAGCGUACAAAAGCUCCUUUUGCUUCGUUCUUAGCACCCUGCUUCUGUGUGCGUCGGGAAUGCUGUUGUGCGUAUGCGUCUGGUCUCUGGGAGCUGCAGCAGGUGGCCAUCUGUGACAGCACUAUGAGACUGACUUCCACUUUCAUUCUGAUGGUCUUCCUGCUCUAUACAGACGCUGGUUCCCUGAAUAUCCGGGCUUAUUUCAAUGAGACUGCAGACCUACCAUGCCCAUUUACAAACUCUCAAAACUUAAGCCGGAGUGAGCUAGUACUGUUUUGGCAGAACCACGAAAAGCUGGUUGUGCAUGAGGAAUACUUAGGCAAAGAGAAACCUGACAAUGUUAAUCCCAAGUAUAUGGGCCGCACAAGUUUUGACUGGGACAAUUGGAUCCUGCGACUCCACAACGUUCAGAUCAAAGACAAGGGCUCAUAUCAAUGCUUCAUCCAGCACAAACGGCCUACAGGACUGGUUCUCAUCUACCAGAUGAGUUCUGAAUUGUCAGUGCUUGCUAACUUCAGUCAACCUGAAAUUACACCAAUUUCUAAUAAAACAGAAAAUUGCUACAUAAAUUUGACCUGCUCAUCCGUACAAGGUUACCCAAAACCUAAUAAGAUGAGUUUUUGGCUUAGAACUAAGAAUUCAACUAUUGAGUAUGAUGGUGUCAUGCAGAAAUCUCAAGAUAAGGUCACAGAAUUGUACAACGUUUCCAUCAGCUCAUCUCUUUCAUUAACUGAUGCUACAAGUAAUAAGACCAUCCUCUGUGUCCUGCAAACUGAAGAGCCAAUGAAGAUGCAGCUUUUCUCCUCACCUUUCUAUAUAGUUCCUGAGGACCCCCCUCACCAGGACUACAAUGUCUGGAUUGCAGUUGCACUUGUAUCAGUGAUCGUUUUAUGUGUGCUGUUGUUUCUGUGGAAAUGCAAGAAGAAGAAUCAACAUGGUGUCUCCCAUAAAAGUGAAGCCAGCAAUGAUGAGAGGGAAGAGAAUGAACCAACCAAAAAAAGAGUGAAAAUCUAUGUACCUAAAAGAUUUGAUGAAGAAGUCAAGGAUGAUGCUAACAGUUCAAAGAUACCCUCAGAUGACAAAAGUGCUACAAGUUUUUGAUUAAAAAUGAAAUCCAUAGAAAUAUCCAUUUUUUAUUUUUUAUUUAUUAUUAAAGCAUAGCUGUGUACAUUAAUGCAAUCAUAGGGCACCAUACACUGGUUUUAUAUACCAUUUGACAUUAUUUUCAUCACACUGGUCAACAUAGCCUUCUUGGCAUUUUCUUAGUUAUUGUGGUAAGACAUUUAUAUUCUACAUUUACUAACUUUCACAUGUACCCUUGUAAGAUACACCGUAGGUGUAAUCCCACCAAUAACGCUCUCUCCACCCAUCCUCCUCCCUCUCCUCCACUCCCUCUCCCACUUCCCCAUAUUCUUAGGUUAUAACUGGGUUAUAGCUUUCAUAUGAAAGUCAUAAAUUAGUUUCAUAGUAGGGCUGAGUACAUUGGAUACAUUUUCUUCCAUUCUUGAGAUAAUUUACUAAGAAGAAUAUGUUCCAGCUGCAUCCAUGUAAAAUACGAAAGAGGUAAAGUCUCCAUCUUUCUUUAAGACUGCAUAAUAUUCCAUGGUGUACAUAUACCACAAUUAAUCAAUUCAUGGAUUGAAGGGCACUUGGGCUUUUUCCCAUGACUUAGCAAUUAUGAAAUGAGCUGCA
Nycticebus coucang (slow loris) is the source of this 1725-nucleotide messenger RNA. It is a transcript of the gene CD86, whose product is annotated as CD86 molecule. The record is from RefSeq and is a predicted model, not a curated record. Gene Ontology annotation, cellular component: external side of plasma membrane. NCBI's taxonomy places the organism in Eukaryota, Metazoa, Chordata, Mammalia, Primates, Lorisidae. The transcript has 7 exons. Gene Ontology annotation, biological process: negative regulation of T cell proliferation; cell surface receptor signaling pathway; T cell costimulation. The coding region runs from base 157 to 1134 and encodes 325 amino acids.